CCUUCCUCUCCCCUCCCAUCUAUCUCUCUUUGGAACAGAUGUGGGAUGGGGAGUGGGGGAGGGAAACUGGAUAAAGCAGGAGGGAAGAGUGGUGUGCCCCGGAUUAAGAGGUUUUGUGAUGGAGGGCCACACUGAGAGAGGAGGGAGCAGAGCCCUCGUGCCUAUGACGUUAGAGAGGAGGAAAAACAGGCAAGACAGCGGAGGGCGGGUGUGAGAGAGAGAGGAAGAGAGAAAGCGAGGAUAGGAGGCUUGGAAGCAGGUAGCCCCAGACUGCAGCCAGCUUCUGCCUGGGAUCUCCUGAGCCACCAAAUCCCCCAGGCAGCCUGGACCCCAGGGUCCCUGAGAGCUGCCCUGAGGAUGGGCACUGGAUUAGUGGUCAUGCCUCCUCCUGUGUGGGGGCUGCUGGGCUGCUGUUUCCUUUUUGACUGGGCUGUAGGGGGUCCGAGGCCCCUCCGCUCUCUGCCCGCACUGUCCUCACAAGUCGAGCCAGGAUCUGAACCCAUGUGGGUGCCCUCGGAGGGAGCUGAGGCAGCCCUGGUUUUUCUCUACUCUGGAGACGCCAAACAGCUGUCGGGGGCUAAUUGCAGUGAGCGCUAUGAAGCCCAUGGGGCAGGAGCCAGACCAGGGCUCCCCCCAGUCCUGUGGAGGGCAGCGGGCACCGUUACCCAGGCCGCCAAUUUCCUCAACAUGCUGCUGCAAGCCAACGACAUCCGGGAGUCCAGUGUGGAGGAGGAUGUGGAGUGGUACCAGGCACUGGUCCGUAGCGUGGCGGAGGGGGACCCAAGGGCCUACCGGGCUUUGCUGACCUUUAAUCCUUCACCAGGGGCCAGCCACCUGCAGCUGGCCCUGCAGGCCACCCGGAUUGGGGAGGAGACUGUCCUUCAGGAUUUGUCGGGGAACAGGGUGCAGGAGGAGAGCCCAACCGGGGUCCUGGACACCCCUGAUCUGCAGAAGCGGGUGCUGACCAAUGACCUAGGGAGCCUUGGCAGUCCCAAGUGGCCACAGGGUGAUGGAUACGUGGGGGACAUGCAGCACGUGAGGCUGUCCCCUCCCUUCCUGGAGUGCCAAGAGGGCUGGCUCCGUCCCGGCUGGCUUGUCACACUCUCAGCCACCUUCUAUGGACUUAAGCCAGACCUCAGCCCGGAGGUCAGGGGGCAGGUGCAGAUGGACGUAGAUCUUCAGAGCGUGGACAUCAAUCAGUGUGCCAACAGCCCGGGCUGGUACUCUAACACACACCUGUGUGACCUCAACAGCACCCAGUGUGUCCCCCUGGAGAGUCAGGGCUUUGUCCUUGGCCGCUACCUCUGCCGCUGCCGACCCGGCUUCUACGGGGCAAGCAGCUCUGGGGGCUCAGAGGAGAGUGCUGCCCAACCUAUCGGGCAAUUCGGGUUCCCUCAAGGCAGCUCCGGGAGGCUGCUGCGGUGCCAGCCAUGUGCUGAGGGCUGCACCAGCUGCCUGGAUGCCACACCGUGCCUGGUGGAGGAAGCCCUGGCACUACGGGCGGUGGUGCUGGCCUGUCAGACCUGCUGCAUGCUGGCCGUCUUCCUGAGCAUGCUGGUCUCCUACCGCUGCCGCCAGAGCAAGAGGAUCCGGGCAUCUGGGGUUGUACUGCUGGAAGCCAUCCUUUUUGGAUCCCUGCUGCUCUACUUCCCUGUCUUCAUCCUGUACUUCAAGCCCAGUGUAUUCCGCUGCAUUGCUCUCCGCUGGGUCCGGCUGCUGGGUUUUGCCAUUGUCUACGGCACCGUUAUACUCAAGCUUUAUAGAGUGCUCCAGCUGUUUCUGUCUCGGUCGGCCCAGCGGGGCCCCCACCUGAGCAGCGGGCGGCUGCUGCGGCGUCUGGGGCUGCUCCUGCUGCUCGUGCUGGGCUUCCUGGCUGUGUGGACGGCGGGGGUCCUGGAGCAGGGCAUUCAGCACACACCUCUGGUGACCCGAGGCCACACUCCCACAGGCCGCCACUUCUACCUCUGCCACCAUGACCGCUGGGACUACAUCAUGGUUGUGGCCGAGAUGCUGCUCCUGUGCUGGGGCAGCUUCCUCUGCUAUGCCACCCGGGCUGUCCCCUCAGCCUUCCACGAGCCGCGGUACCUGGGCAUCGCCCUGCACAAUGAGCUGCUGCUUUCUGCUGCCUUCCACGCAGCCAGGUUUGUGCUGGUUCCCUCUCUGCACCCAGACUGGACGCUCCUCCUCUUCUUCUUUCACACCCACAGCACGGUCACCACCACACUGGCUCUGAUCUUCAUCCCUAAGUUCCGGAAGCCGGGGGCUCCUCCCCGAGAGGAGAUCUUGGACGAGGUGUAUGAGGAUGAGCUGGACCUGCAGCGCUCAGGCUCCUACCUCAACAGCAGCAUCGCCUCAGCCUGGAGCGAGCGCAGCCUGGACCCUGGAGACAUCCGGGAUGAGCUAAAGAAACUCUACGCCCAGCUCGAGGUCCACAAGACCAAGGAAAUGGCCGCUAACAACCCCCACCUGCCCAAGAAGCGGGCCAGCUGGCGCCAGGGCCUGGGCCGCUCCUUCAUGAAGUACCUGGCAGAGUUCCCCGAGGCCCUGGCCCGCCAGCACUCCCGGGACUCGGGCUCCCAGGGCCGCAGCAGCCUGCCCGGCUCCUCCCGCCGCCGGCUGCUCAGCACCAGCCUCCAGGAGGAGCCCACCGGGCCGCCGGGCCUGCGCAAGGCCCGCAGCAUCUGCGAGCAGGACCGCAAUUCCCGUGGGGAGCAGGACCCCCCAGUCUUUGACUCACUGCUGAGGAGGAAGCUGGCCAGGAAGGGCCCGCGAUCAGACAGCCAGGAGUCGGCGGCAGCGGGGCCGCCGGCGCUGGGCUUCAGGUCGGCCAGCGCCCACAACCUGACGGUGGGAGAGCGGCUCCCCCGGGCCCGGCCCGCCUCCCUGCACAAGUCGCUCAGCGUCGUGGCUGGCUCCAGGGAAAAGGCCCUGCUCGUGGCCAGCCAGGCCUACCUGGAGGAGACCUACCGGCAGGCGAGGGAGCGGGAGGAGAGAAGGAAGGCAGAGGCGGCCUUGGCGAGCCCGGCACGGAGACUGUCGGCCAGGAGGCCGGAGAGAGCGCAGGCGGCCCCCCUGUCGGCCCCACCUUCCCCAGCCAAGAGCAGCAGCCUGGACAGCUCCCAAGCCUCUGGAAAGCUGCAUGAGGAGGCUGCUAGAAGGCUGCACCACCCGCCCAUCCGGCACCAGGUCUCCACACCCAUCAUGGGCCUAUCUGGGGCUGGCCUGGGGGAGCCAGGGAUGCUGUCUCCCACCUCCACCUUGGCUCCAGCUCUGAUACCAGCUCUGGCCCCGCCUCCUGCCCUGGCACCUGUCCCAGUACCCCCACAAAGCCCCAGCCUACUCACCUUCAUCUGCCCUUGGGAGAAUGCAGAACUGCCAGUGAAGAAAGAAAAUGUGGCUCAAGAAAGCCCCUUGGGGCCCCAGGGAGGCAACCACUCCCCUGCCCCAGCUCGGGCCAGGCUCUGGAGGGCCCUCUCUGUGGCAGUAGAGAAAAGGGGGGCCAGGGAGAAUGGGAUGGACACAGAGGAAGGGCAUCUCCAGGGGGAAGCUGAUGACGUGGAUGACAACAGGCCCAAGAUCUUAUCUAAAUCUCACAGCCUCAAGACCCCUGUUCAGCAGGGUUCCAUGCGCAGUCUGGGACUGGCUAUCAAAGCUCUGACCCGUUCUCGGAGCACAUACAGUGAGAAGGAGAGUGGGGAAGGGAGUCCUGAGAAGGAGGAGAAGGGCCGAGCUUCAGGGGAGGGUGUGCGGGUGUGCCCCAGAUCUCCCAGGCCAGGCCGGCCCAAGGCAGUGAGUAAGCAGGCCGCGCUCACCCCCUGUGAUGAUGAGGAGUCCCUCCAGAACCAACAGAAUGCUCACACCAGCAGAAUACUCCAGGUCUGUCACCAGGAGGGCAGCAGGGAACAAGAAGACAGAGGCAGGAGGGCGUCCCGGAGUCUAGGGGACGGGAGGCUCGAGAGAGCAGGUAAAACAGGAACUGCCACACUGAGGCAAGUCAGGCAGAGCACAGUUGGGGACAAAAAUGCUAAGCAAGCAAAAGAAGCCCCUGUGGGGUGGCAGGAACUGCCCAAAGCCGGCCUCCAGCCCCUGGGCAGUGCUGACCAUAGGCUGACACAGGUAUGCCCCUGGGAAGUCACCGAGUCAGAAACGUGUCAGCCUGACAGUAGCAACAAGGCCGAAAUCUGCCCCUGGGAGGUGAGUGAAGGAGUUCCUGAGGAGGGGGCAUUGAGGCAAGAUCUAGAUGACUCCCAGAAAGAGAGAGGGAAAGCCUCAAAAAAACCAGAGUCCAAAGAUGUGGUUGCUGUUGCUCGGAAAAAGCCAGAGAGGCUGGUCAGGGGGCAGGAGGCAGUGUGUCCCUGGGAGAGUGCUGAUCCCGGGGGCCUGUCCCCUCACUCAGCCCCUCAGGACUCUGACAGAACCAAGGGCAGGUCUGAGGCAGUGGGAACUGGGGAGCCUCGAGAGAUGGAGAUGCCUCAGGGGGAAGCUGCUGGCCCGGGAGCUUGUACAUUCGACAUUGCCAGGACAGAGCUCUGUCCCUGGGAGGCAAGUGAAGGAGGAGAGAAUAAGAAACCGUCCCAGGAGGGGGAAAAAAAGCUACCCCAGGAAAAGCAGAAAACUCCCAAGAAAGCAGCCUUCUGGAGAGAACAGAAACUGGGUGAAGGCUUGGAGUCUCUCUGUCAGUGGGAGAGGACAGAUUUCCGUGGCCCCUCAGCAAUGUCUAUUCAGGCCCCAGGACCCCCCGGGAGUUUGGGGAGUUUGGGCAGCAGCGUCGCUGAGGUGUGUCCAUGGGAGGCAGGAGCAGCUCCCGCUGUCGUCGGGAAAGCAGAGCUCUGUCCCUGGGAGUUGAGUGAUGAGGUGAUGGGGAGGGACAUGCUGAGUCAGGGGACAGGUGGAGAAUCUCUCCAGGAAAAGGGAAAAACCUCCAGAAAAGGGAGCUUUGGAGAGAGGAGGGAACAAACUGGGAAAGCAGUGCAGACAUUUAGUCAACAGCAGGAGUCAGUGUGUCCCUGGGACAGCACAGCCCCUGGGCACUCCAGCCCAUGUCUAGACAAUUCCUCAUCAAAAGCCGGAGGCCAACUCCCCAGCAGCGGAGGAAGCAGAGCAGCGCAGGUAUGUCCGCAGGAAGAUCUCAGGUCAGAGGUAAAUGAAACACCUGCCAAGGCAGAAAUCUGUCCCUGGGAGGUGAGUGAAAGAACAACAGAGGACUGGACAUUGGGACAGGCACCAAAAGGAAGAGAAUCUCAGAAGGACAAGGAGGAGAUGCCUGGAACAUCAGGAAUCAAAGAUCCCACAACUUGGGAAAAGCCUGAGGGACGGCUCCAAAAGCAGGAAGCAGUCUGCCCCUGGGAGAGUGUGGACCCCGGCAGCUCCUCCUCACAGCCUGGUCCUCGAGACACAGACAGACCCAAAACCAGUUUGCAGACCUCAGGCAGUGCGGGAAGCAAAACUGCUGAGAUCUGUCCAUGGGACGCAGAGGAAACCCUGCCUGCUGGGAAGGCAGAGAUCUGUCCCUGGGCGGUGAGUGCUGGAGCAGGGGAGGAAAAGGCUUUGGGGGUUGCGGCCAUUAGGCAACUUCCAAAUGAUACAGGAAAGGCUUCCGUAGAUUCUGGACCUGGCAAGAGAGCAGUUACUGAUUCAAAGAAGCCAGAGGGCCCUGCCCAGAAGCGGGAGGCAGCCUGUCCCUGGGAAAGCCUGGAUCUAGGGGGCUCCUCUCAGCAUUCAGACAUUCUGAGCAGUGACAGACCAAAAGCUGGGUUCCAGGGACUGGACCGUGUCGGGUGCAGGUCAGAUGAGUUGUGUCCCUGGGAAGCGGAGGAAGUGUCUACCAGUAAAAAAGCCAAAAUCUGUCCCUGGGAGGUGAAUGAAGGAGACACUAGGAAUGGAUUGGAACAAGACAUGGGGAUUGACUCAGCAGGGCAGAGGGAGAAAACUCCAGAAAAGGGGAGACUCACCUCCCUGGGAGAAGACAUAUCAAAAUGGGAGACAAAACUGAGUCAAGAGCAGGAAGCUCUUUGUCCUUGGGAGAAGGACUUGAGGGCACCCUCUGCUCAGGCCCCUGAGGUCCCGGACUUGUCCAGCAGCAGGAGUAGCAGAGUGGCAGAGGGGCACUCCUUGGAAGUGAGCCAUGAGGCAGCAGAGAAAGGGGACGUGGCACAAGACCUAAAGACGGUUUCCUUCCCAGAACACAUAACCCCAGAAAAAACUCCACCUUCAAAAACAGGAGAGUUCACUGCUGAAGAUGAGGAAAGAGCAAGCAGCGAGCUACAACGGAUCUAUCUACAGGAGACCAUGGCCAUGGCGGGCUCUGUCUCCCACCCAGACAGUCAGUGCCCUGACCAACCUAAAGCCAGCCCGCAGAUGCUGCCCAGUGUUGAGGGCAGGCUGGCUGAGGUCUGCCCAUGCGAUGCUCCUGCCUCAGACACUCUCAAGCCUGACAGCAAUACCAAAGCUGAGACUUAUUCCUGGGAGGUGACUGAAAGAAUUCCUGAGGAAGGGGUGUCAAGACAGGAUGGAGACGGGGAGCCUGGAGAGGAGAAGGGGAAAGCCCUAGGAAAACCAGAGCCCAGUGCUGCAGCGAUUCAGAAAAAGCCAGAGAGGGCAGAUGGGAAGCCGGAGGCUGUGUGUCUCCAGGAGAGUCAAGAUGGUGGGAAUCUGUCUCCACAACCAGCCCCACAAGCUUCUGAUGGGAGCAAAGGCAGUUCUGAGGCAGCAGACAGUGUCGGGGCCAGGGGAGCAGAAGUGUGUCCAUGGGAAGCAGAAGAGACUCCAUCUGAUAAGAAAACAGAAAUCUGCCCUGGGGAGGUAAGUCAAGAAGCGGCAGAGAAAGAGCGACUGGGACAAGAGGUGGACAGAGAAUCCCAAGGGCAAGGAGAGAUGUUCCUUCCACAGGCAGGAUCUGGAGGGACUGAAGAACACUUUUCAAAAGCAGCAGCAAAAGUCAACAGAGAGCAGGAAACAGCAGAGAGCAGGCUCUCCCCGCAGCCAGAUGCUCCUGACACGGACCAAGCCGAAGUCAGCCCCUACGGAGCACGCAGUGUGGGGAGCAGGAUGGCAGAGCUGUGUCAAUGGGAAGUCACAGAUCCAGAAGGAAAUAAAAUAAAGGGGACCAUGGCAGACAUUGACAUCUGUCUUUGGGAGGGAACUGCAGCCCCAUCUGAGGAACCUGGCCUCCUGGCUUUAACAGCAACUCGGUCAGAAAUACUUUUCCCUGCAGCACCUGAGAACCCACCAUGCCUUUUAGUCCACAGACCUCCAGGUGACCUCCUUCCACAAAGCAAAAGCCCCUGCCCUGAAGUCAGCAAACCAACUGGUACUUUCACUCUGGAAGGUGUCAAAGAACUCCAAGUACCUUCAGAACUUGGGCCAAGGACCAGCUUAGUCCCAGAGCCAAGUGUCCAAGAAGCUGAGACUCAGAAGUCUUCCUCCUUAAUUAAAAACCAAGGAGAAGCAGCUUCUAAAGCUCAACACGAAGAACUCAGCUUUCCAACUGUCUAUCCUUGGGACUGGGAGUAACAACUCCACCAGGGGAGGAGUGGCUAGCUUUAGAAGCCAAGGUCCUUUCCAAGUCCUAGGUGUUCCCAAAAAAUUGAAUCAAACACACUUGGCCACUUUCCCUCUCCAAGAAAGUAAGAAGUCAACUCAUUCCAAAGACAAACUAUACAAGAAAAGUGCAGCUCUGACCCCCAACAGGAAGUCUCAUGUCUCUUUACUUCCACAUGUUCUUCCUGUCCCAGAGAACAAGGGCCAGACCUUCUACUUCUAACAAAUCCUCCCAUCCAGCUAGAAUACUCAACACAAGCCAUCUGUUACAGGACACUCACUUGUAAAGCCAAUGUUAGUGACAAAAGGAAGUCAGCUGCGCCCAGCCCAUAUUUUCUCAAAGGGAGACCCAUUCUUCUCUAGUCUACAAAGGACAUUUUUUGAGAAGAAACUAAACCACACAAGGCAUUGGUAACAUAGGGACUGAGGAUUAUAGGUUAUAAAGGUUGCCAUGGGAACUUAGAAGCCACUUAAUUCAAGUUCAAAGAUAAAUCAGGGGGAAAACUUAAAUGACUCAAGAGGUGCCUGAAAUGCCUGAAAGACCUUGUAAUUUUGCCUUUGGAUCUCCAGUUUCUGCUUUCUUGAUCCUCACACCUGCCCUGCGUGACUACUGAAGGAGAGCCAGUCAAGCACACUUAUGUCCAUGUCAACAUCUGCUACAUCAGAGACAGAGAGCAGAGAAGGCAAGGCAGUCACUCUGGAUCCUUCCCAUGCUGGCCAAGGGAGAAUUCUCCCUUCCAGACACCCUCUCAUGAUUUAAGAAGUCUUCCCCUUGCUAACUUUUUCAGAUGGUCUUCCCUUCUUCCUGCCCCAUCUUUUGCCAGUCCAGAGUUCAUCCCACUGGCUCAUUCUCUUCCUCCUCCUGGCCUUUCAGUGCUGUCAUCAAAGGGACCCUUCUCCAUUGUCAAGUGCAACUGGAGUUGGGGAGUUUCUGGUUCUGAUGCAAGAACAGCUCCAAAUCACUUGCUCAGUAACAAGAGGCCCACAUCUUGAGAAGCCUGAGGAAAAAAGGUGGUCCUGUUUAGAGCCAACACUUUAACAGCCCUCAGAAAUAGUGCUGUAGGACAGGUUAGAGGCCUGAGGGUCAGGGAAAGGGCAUCGUGUAAAUACAAAGCCUCCUUUCUUAGGGAGCUCUCUCUCAUUCUUAGCUUGGCUCUAUUCUCUCAAGUCAGUUCAGGCUACUCUUAGUUUAAGUGGUCGUAGAUAAGAAAGAGCUGGAAUUAGGUGAUACUACCAGAUGGAACUGAGGAAGGAGGGAAAUAUUGGUCACAGAAGUCCAAGGAUUGGCAGGGGUGAGAUGGGGGUGGAAAUAGGCAGACUAAACAUGGUAGAGCUGGGCAGGGGGCCCACCUUCUAACUUGACAGGUACUGAUCCCAUUCACAGGGAGA
Molecule: messenger RNA, 8928 nt
Organism: Vicugna pacos (alpaca)
Lineage: Eukaryota; Metazoa; Chordata; Mammalia; Artiodactyla; Camelidae
Gene: GPR179
Product: G protein-coupled receptor 179
Biological process (GO): G protein-coupled receptor signaling pathway
Cellular component (GO): membrane
Molecular function (GO): G protein-coupled receptor activity
Source: RefSeq, a predicted model, not a curated record